CCGAGCACCGCACCGCUGCCUUCACCCGCCCGCUUGGCGCGCACGCCGCCGCUCCCCCUCUCCGUUUCCUCCACCGGCCGGGGAAGCCCAAGCCCCACCCCGCACCCGCGCGAUGCGGAGGGCGGAGCCGGGGCCUUGAAAUAGAGGCGGGCGCGAACCGUAGGGAGAGCCGCGCUGCUCCCGUGCUUUCAGCUGUCUGGAGAGGCGUAUCUGUGGGAGAUCUUCGUGGAGAAGGAGGGUUUUCUGUGUGGUCUUGGACUCUUCCUGCCAACUUGAUGUAUCAAGUUUAAACCUUUUGAAGAGGCUUCUUUAAGGACAAGGACUUCUGAUCUGAAGCAGACUGACGAGCUGUUCUAUCUCUGAAUCUGUCAUGGAACAGGAUAUCUAUAGUGAUGGAUCUGACCAUAUGGAACGCAUGCUGCUCUUUGCUUUCCUGGCGGAGUCCUCUGGCUGUGAGUUCAGAGAGCAGCUGCCAUUCCUACAAAGCCAGGGCAUGUUGUGUUCCACUAAAGGUGUUCAAUCUUAUGAUAGUGAUGGGGAACUUCAGACCGAUGGGAAUCGAAGUGGCCACUUGCAGAAUGGUGAGCUAGUGCUUGACCCUGAGGUAAAUGAAGAAAUCGUCCGGACCAUUGCUGCUCAGCUUGCUGAGAUCGGAGACCAGCUGGAUAAACAAAUCAAAGCAAAAGUAGUAAAUGAUCUUGUGCAACAUUUUCUGAAUGAGAAUCUGCCUAGAGAGGAGAUAACACGGUACCUGUCACAGGCAGUAGAAGGGCUUGCCAGAGCCAUCCCAUCAGAUCUGGAGCAAGAGAAGGCCAUGUUGGUGCUAGCAAUGCUCUUAACUAAGAAAGUGGCAAACCGGGUGCCUUCCCUUCUACAGCGUGUCUUCAGCACCACUGUGAACUACAUCAGCCAACACCUCCACAACUACGUUGUCAGAAUGCUGCGUGAGUGAGAGAUCUGCAGCCACUGGCUUCCUGAAGACUUUUUAACUUCUUGAUCUGCUCAGAUACUUCUUCUGCUCAUAACUUUUGAGACACAGCUGCGAAAGGGAAGGCAGAGCUUGUAGAUGGGCUUUUGUAGAGUAGCACAGUAGCGAUGGUAGUGAGAGCUGCAUGACUGGUCUGCCAGCACCUGUAAGAUAUAGUGCUUACUCUUCUCCAUUUUACAAAAUAGGUGUUUUUUCUUUUUUUUUUUCUUUUUCUUCCCUCUCCUUAUCAGUAGCAGAUGUAAUGCAGGUACAGCCCCUGGCUCAUGCCUCUAGGGGAAGUGCACUGGGUGCUAAGCCCACCUUGUCAGUAUUUCUAAUCAACUGCUGCAUCCUGCAGGUUUCUCUGCUGCAGCUGGGCAAGGUACAGGGGUGGAUUCUAGGGGGGAAUAGUAUCCGGAUAUGCUUGAGAAAAGGUGGUCAUUGGCUUCAGAGCAGCUUGCUGGAGAGAAAAAAAGAUACCAGCCUAGAAUGAGGAGGAGUACCUGGUGUCUCUCUGGGCAGUAGCACAUUAUAUUCACAUCUCAGGUUCAAUGAACAGACUUGGACUCAGGUUGUUUGAUGUAUGUGUCAUCACGUACGUGGUGGCUGAGGCUCUACUUGUGAUCCAGCUGCCUCUGAAGAAAUCAUGUAAAUAAUGUCCUUUUAUUGGUGGUGUUUUCUGUUGUUUGUUUUUUUUUAAAUAAAAAUGGACAUGACAUGUGCA
Lagopus muta (rock ptarmigan) is the source of this 1691-nucleotide messenger RNA. RefSeq names its product BH3 interacting domain death agonist (gene BID). NCBI's taxonomy places the organism in Eukaryota, Metazoa, Chordata, Aves, Galliformes, Phasianidae. The transcript is spliced from 7 exons. Gene Ontology annotation, cellular component: cytosol; cytoplasm; mitochondrion. Gene Ontology annotation, biological process: positive regulation of release of cytochrome c from mitochondria; apoptotic mitochondrial changes; positive regulation of intrinsic apoptotic signaling pathway. Bases 371 to 952 code for a protein of 193 amino acids. The record is from RefSeq and is a predicted model, not a curated record.